UCUGAUAAAUAGUAUCUGAAAGGGAAAAAAAAAAGUAUCCCUAACAGGCCUAGCAAACAUUCCCAGGUCAUUCAUUCAGACACAGUUGGGUUUUGGCUCUUCUUCUCCUCUCUGCUUUCAUCUCUCUCAAGCUGUUAUCCACUCAGAGAGAAGUAAGGGUUGUUCGAUUCCAUGACUACACGAAUUGCACCUGGUGUGGGAGCCAAUUUGCUCGGUCAACAUGCCGCUGAGAGGAAUCAAGAUGCCACUGCUUAUGUCGGCAAUCUAGACCCUCAGAUAAGCGAAGAAUUAUUGUGGGAGUUGUUCGUUCAAGCGGGUCCAGUGGUUAACGUCUAUGUCCCGAAGGACAGAGUGACCAACCAACACCAGGGUUAUGGGUUUGUUGAAUUCAGGAGUGAAGAAGAUGCUGACUAUGCCAUCAAGGUUCUUAACAUGAUCAAGCUUUAUGGGAAACCGAUCCGUGUGAAUAAGGCAUCCCAAGAUAAAAAGAGCUUGGAUGUUGGUGCAAACCUUUUCAUUGGUAAUCUUGAUCCUGAUGUAGAUGAGAAGCUCUUGUACGAUACUUUCAGUGCAUUUGGAGUUAUUGUUACUAAUCCGAAGAUCAUGAGAGAUCCUGAGACAGGAAAUUCGCGUGGUUUUGGCUUCAUCAGCUAUGAUUCAUUUGAGGCAUCUGAUUCUGCCAUUGAGGCGAUGAAUGGACAAUAUCUUUGCAAUCGUCAAAUUACAGUGUCAUAUGCUUAUAAGAAAGACACUAAGGGUGAACGGCAUGGUACCCCGGCAGAAAGAGUUUUGGCUGCAAGUAAUCCAACUGCACAGAAGAGCAGGCCCCAUACUUUAUUUGCCAGUGGACCUCCGACACUUCCCAAUGUUCCUCAGGCUAAUGGGGUUGUACCAGUGCCUCCCCGUCCCUUUGCUAAUGGGGUCGCUCCUGGUUCGAUUCCCGCCCUUCGUCCACCACCCCCUCAAGCUGCUGCGUUCCAGCCUAUGCCAGUACCUGGACAACCAACCUGGCAUCCGCAACAGCCUAUGCCACCUCCACCUCAAAUUCAGCAGUUCAGGCCACCACACCCUGGUAUGCAGCAGAUGCCACCACCUCCACAAGCUCCUCCCAGGCCUCUUCCACCACCAGCAGUAAUGGGAAGUCAGCCACCACCUGUCUGGCGUCCGCCACCACCACCCCAGCAUCAGGGUGGACGGCCUAUGCCAUACCCUCAGUCUAUGCCUCCGCCACCACCUCCCCAGUAAUCCUGCUAUGCUGCCACCUUUCAAUUGAAGGAAUGCAAAUCAUAUGGAGUGAUGUUCUUGACUCCCCAAUAUCUGGAAUUUUGCCCAUUUAUUGUUAGUUGUAUCGUUGCAUUAUAUUUCUGAAAUAGUGUAGAUUGUAACAUGAACUCCCUGACCGCUAACAAUCUUACAAUUAUUCCUGUCCAGUAAAGAGAGAGAAACAUUUGAGUUUUGGCAUCA
This is a messenger RNA of Vigna angularis (adzuki bean), 1464 nucleotides long. RefSeq lists its product as uncharacterized. The coding region runs from base 172 to 1245 and encodes 357 amino acids. The transcript is spliced from 10 exons. Lineage: Eukaryota; Viridiplantae; Streptophyta; Magnoliopsida; Fabales; Fabaceae. Gene Ontology annotation, biological process: positive regulation of mRNA splicing, via spliceosome. Gene Ontology annotation, cellular component: nucleolus; U12-type spliceosomal complex. The record is from RefSeq and is a predicted model, not a curated record. Gene Ontology annotation, molecular function: RNA binding.